CAGUCAGUCGCGCGCGCGCUGGCGGUCGUCUCUUCUUUUCGGAGCUGCAGUCAUGUGGAGGCAUUGAUUCGGCUCUUUUUCGGACGACGUGUGAUACAUUUUCGAGUUAUAAAGUGAUAAAUUACGGAGUUUUGAAAGAAGACACUAUUGGAGAGUGUAAUUUGAUUGACACGGGAGCAUGGGGACGGUUCACGCGAAGGAGCCUGAAACGUUGAACAAUUUUGGUGUUGCACAACAAGAUAAGACAAUGAGGGACAAAACAAAAUUUCCAAAAGAUGGUGAUCAUUCUCCAUUUGGCCAAGACAGAACACUUACGGGAGAUCAAAAUAAAAGAACUAAACCAUUGGAUUUGAAAAGUGUUAGGGCAAGAGUUGAUAAAAUACAUAUCGAUGGACUGUGUCGUACAAAGCAUGAUAUUAUUAAAGCACAAGUAAAUGAACUGUUCAAAGCUAAAGAUUUCCAAGAUGUUAUAAUAAAUGCCUACACAGUAAGAGGAAAAUUGGAAUCAUUGGGCUGCUUCAAAAAUAUAGGAGUGUAUAUUGAUACUAGUCAUGGACCUGGUGCUACACCAGAGGGAGUUGAGGUCACAUUCACAGUUCAUGAAUUAAAGCGAAUAAUGGGCAAUAUAAAUACUAUGGUUGGAAAUAAUGAAGCAUCCCUUCUCAUUGGAGCUAAAACUCCAAAUUUAUUUGGCAGAGGCGAGAAGCUUCAAGUCGACUAUUCAUAUGGCCAUAAAAACUCUUCUAAUAUAAAUAUUGCUGCCAUAAAGCCUUUUUUUACUGGUCGACUAAGUAAAGUAUUAACAACAAGUGUCUAUACUACAACAUCAGAGUUCCCAUGGUCUGGUUAUAAAGAAAACGAUAAAGGUCUUUUAGUAGAUUUUGCAUUUGAUUCAAAUGAAUCUGGCACAUUCAAACAUCAUCUUCAAUACGAAGCCGUUGUCAGAGAAUUGACAGCAACGAAACAGGCCACUUUUCGCGUUCGAGAACAAUGUGGACCGACUCUUAAAUCUUCUCUUAGGCACAUCUGCAAAGUAGACAAAAGAGACGAAAAAAUUUUCCCAUCUUCUGGGACUCUAGUUCAGUGCACAACUGAAAUAGCAGGUCUUGGAGGCAAUAUUGGCUUCAUUAAAAACGAAUUAGCUAUACAAAGCAAUUGGUCACCUCAUGAAUGUCUUACGUUCCAAGUAGCUGCUCAAACCGGUUUUCUGAGAGGAAUCAACAACGACAUGCAGAUCAGUAUUGCGGAUAACUUUUUCUUAGGCGGUCCUCUAAAUCUCAGAGGUUUUGAAAUGAGGGGUGUGGGACCUAGAGAAGAAGGUCAUGCUCUAGGAGGAAACACCUACUGGGCAGCUGCAUUUCAUUUUUACAGUCCGCUUCCAUUCAGGCCCGGCAAAAACAGUUUCGGUGAUCUAUUCAGGUUGCACGGUUUUAUAAACGGGGGUAAUGUGAACAAUGCCGCGUUGAAAUUAGGAGGUAGCUAUGAAGAAAAUUUGAGGGUUCUGACGGAAAACGUUCGUUGUACAGCUGGUUGUGGAAUUGCAAUGAAACUAGGAAACAUAGCUAGAGUAGAGUUAAACUUUUGCCUGCCUUUCAAGUACUUACGAUCUGAUGUACAGCAACAGAUUCAAUUAGGAUUGGGUGUUCAAUACUUGUAAAGUGGAGCUCUCGCCUAAAUGGAACGAAGAUUCGUCGCAUUUUGUUUCCUACUUGACUCAAAUUUACAGGAGUUAACUAGGAUAAAUUUAAGUAAAACAGAUUAUUCGUUAAACCAUCAAAAUCCGGUCUUAGUUUCUAUCUUUUUUGUUAGAAUUCAACAUCAAUAGUCACUAGAUUAUGUAGACCUAGAGGUUUUUCUUUCAUUCGUUUUAAAAAUCUGACUAAUGGUGUUACAAGAUAUGCAUUUAUUUAUAAGUCUAUUGAGGUCAUCCUAAAAAGUUCUUGUGUACUAAAUAAUUCACAACGACAUAAAGAUCGCUUUUGUGAUUGAAUUAUCAACAAUGGCGCCCGGUCACUAAGAAUUUCGAGAGGAUAUACGCUGAUACUUAUAUACUGUAUAAAGAAGCUAUACGAAAAAUUCCUGGUGCCGAAUUGAACGAGAAAUGAUUUUAUUUUAAGUUGUUGCACAACUGUUAAAACAGUGAAUGUCGCAGUACAAAUUUACUGUUCUAUGGAGAUACAUGCAUUGUUAGAAUAUGAAAAUUGUGUUCCAAUUAUAGACGACUUCAAUGAAGCGUUUUAUUGCAAUGCCCGUUGAACAGAAAUAACGUGUACAGAAUUUAAAAUACAUGCUAUAUUUUAAAAGUUCUCUAGUUAUUAUCUUUCUCCGGGAACGGCUUACAUACAACAAACAAAAAAAAUCGCAUCACGAAUUCGACUGCCUCUAUUGCAUCAUGCUGUACGGCAGUACGGCGCGUGUAAGCUAUACGAGCGUGACGUGCUCAGUUGUAAAAAGCGAUUGUCCAAUGCGGAGCGCGCAUUACACCUUGUUACAUUCUCCUACAUUUUAUAUUCGCGGGUCUCGGAUGUCGCGCCGUCGUUGAGGGCAGCAAACCCGUUUCUGCUCAUAGGUAUCUGUUGAAUUGUUUCUUUAUUCAUCUAGAAUGGCAUUCACAUUUUUCGCUUCUCUUUCCUUGAGAAAAGUCGUCAAGGUUUUCAAAUUUUUCGAGCUGCUUGUGUUCUAUACAGUGUUGCCAAAUCGCCAUAGUGUGUCAGAUGAAAAAGAGCGGGAAAUUUGAUUUUCUGAAGUUGUUAUCUAGAAAAUAUAAUAUAUUUGUGAAUAAAAAAUUGUUCAAAAUAUAA
This is a messenger RNA of Nasonia vitripennis (jewel wasp), 2801 nucleotides long. RefSeq names its product sorting and assembly machinery component 50 homolog. The record is from RefSeq and is a predicted model, not a curated record. Gene Ontology annotation, biological process: mitochondrial respiratory chain complex assembly; protein insertion into mitochondrial outer membrane. The coding region runs from base 179 to 1657 and encodes 492 amino acids. Gene Ontology annotation, cellular component: SAM complex; outer membrane. NCBI's taxonomy places the organism in Eukaryota, Metazoa, Arthropoda, Insecta, Hymenoptera, Pteromalidae. The transcript is spliced from 8 exons.